GGCGGAGCUGGUUUAUGACAACUCUGUCAGAUGUCAUCUGACAUAAUCACAAAGGAGCAGCUCAGCAUGAUUGUUACUGGUUUGUCAUGCUACACCACUUCCUGUAUAGCAGGGCAAAGUUUAGAGCUUCACUCUGUGAUUGGUGGAUGACCUCAUUCUGAGCUGUACCGGGACACUGAAGGUGACUGACGGGUCAUCUGACCAAUCAGAGACACAGGCAUCAGGUGUGCAGGAUGACAGAUGACUCAAACUCCUCCCCCGCUGACAUCGUAUGAGAAAGUUCAAAAUCUGUCCGCUCACCUGGAGAGCUCCUCUUUAACUCAAGCUCCCUUUACACACCCACCCCCACACACACACACACACUGUACAGAGGUUUCUCACACACACACACACUUGGCUGUUGAAGCCAUGGCAGACACGCAGAGAAAACUAACCCAGAAUCCUCUGGAGAAAACCUGGGGUCCAUGGAUGAAGAGCAGGCUGAGCCAGCGCAGAGGCUCAUCUGUGCCCCAGUUCACCAACUCCCCGACCAUGAUAGUGAUGGUGGGACUCCCAGCAAGAGGGAAAACCUACAUCUCAAAAAAGCUCACCAGAUACCUGAACUGGAUCGGAGUGACUCAAUCGUUCAAUGUCGGGCAGUACAGAAGAGACGCCACACGCACCUACAACAGCUUCGAGUUCUUUCGACCCGACAACGCCGAGGCCAUGAAGAUACGCAAGGCCUGCGCCGUCGCUGCCCUGAAAGAUGUGUGUAACUACUUCACCAUAGAGCAGGGGCAGGUCGUGGUUUUUGAUGCCACCAACACCACAACGGAGCGCAGAGAGGUCAUCCUCAACUUUGCCAAGGAAAAUGGGUACAAGGUUUUCUUUGUGGAGUCGAUAUGUGAUGAUCCAGAGAUCAUCGCUUCGAAUAUUAAAGAAGUGAAGCUGAGCAGUCCAGACUACGUAGGCUGUGACAAAGAGGAGGCUGUGGCUGACUUCCUGAAGAGGAUCGAAUGUUACAAGUUGAACUACGUCCCGCUGGAUGACAACAAGGACAGGAACUUGUCCUACAUCAAGAUCUUCAACGUGGGCAGCAGGUACCUGGUGAACCGGGUCCAGGACCACAUUCAGAGCAGGAUAGUCUACUACCUCAUGAACAUCCACGUCACCCCCAGGUCCAUCUACCUGUGUCGCCAUGGAGAGAGCGACCUCAACCUUGUGGGCCGCAUCGGAGGCGACUCCGGACUGUCGCCUCGUGGUGCAAAGUUUGCCAGUGCUCUGGGGACGUACAUGCGUGGGCAGUGUAUCACUGACCUGAAGGUGUGGACGAGCCACAUGAAGAGGACCAUCCAGACUGCCGAGGCUCUGGGAGUCCCGUAUGAACAGUGGAAGGCCCUCAAUGAGAUCGACGCUGGGGUUUGUGAGGAAAUGACAUACGAAGAGAUUCAGCAGAACUACCCAGAGGAGUUUGCACUGAGGGACCAAGACAAGUAUCGCUACCGCUACCCGAAAGGAGAGUCGUACGAGGACCUUGUCCAGCGUCUGGAGCCGGUCAUCAUGGAGCUGGAGAGGCAGGAGAACGUCCUGGUCAUCUGUCACCAGGCUGUCAUGAGAUGUCUGCUGGCUUACUUCCUGGACAAGACUGCUGAUGAGCUGCCCUACCUGAAGUGUCCUCUCCACACGGUGCUGAAACUCACUCCAGUCGCCUACGGCUGUAAAGUGGAGUCUGUCUUCCUCAACAUCGAGGCCGUCAACACGCACAGAGACAAACCAGUGAACGUGGACGUGGACAGAGACCCAGAGCAGGCUUUAGAGACGGUCCCAGAACACAUCUAGAGGACUCGGCAGGAAGCUGGUUUAAUAUCCGACCCCACCUCAUGGAAAGUGGCCUUUUUUUAAUUUAAGUAGUCGUAGUGUUCAUCGGUGUGAAAGAAGAGAGAGAGAGACAUUUCUCCCACGUGAGCCUACUUUCAUUGUGAAUGCACUUUAUAACGCAGGGCUCAGGCCACGUGUCUGUGAUAUGAAGGAGAGGUUUCUUUUACUGUGAAGAAUGAACUGCUGAACGCUGCCCGGACGACCAGUCUCACUGUACAGAUAUUCCUGAACACUAUCACCUGCAUGUCUCUGUCUCUGUCCGUCUUCUCUUCCUCUCCUCAUUACUGAUGCAUUAAUAUCUUUAAAUCAUUCAGUCAGUUCUUAACGUGAACUGGCAUGUUGUUCUGAGCCAUUUUGCAUCAUGUUAUCUUGCUUCCACAGUCACAGAGAAACAUCGUGUGAGAGUCCAAGUGACGGGUAAGAAGCAGAGGGUCUGUUUUUUAACUCGUAGCAGGACGUGGUCACAGUGUUGACUUUUGAGAAAUACACUUCUUGCCGAGAGUUAGAUGAGAAGAUCAAAACCACUCUGAUGUUUGCACAGUUAGUACCGUAAAAAAUAACUCAGCGGGUAAUCAAGGAAUGGACGCAUACUCUGACUUUAUGAUCGCUCCAGAGGUCCCCACUUUUUUGUCAUCUAUUCAGUUCAAUUCAGUUUUAUUUGUAAAGCCCAAUAUCACAAACAGCGUUGCCAGGUGUACGAUAAUUAUUGUAUUUGUGCGAUAAUUUGGCCCUCUGUACGAUGUACAAUCAAUAAUUCCAAAAAAGGCCAAAUGUACGAUAAUUUGACCAUUUCAUGAAUGUGUGGUUGUAAUCAGUAUGCCGGAGUUUUUUUUUGUGAGCCCUGAAGGCAUCUGUUCCCAUGUGACAUGUUUCCAGCCAAUCGCACUUUGCUUAGCGUGAGAUAUGGAUGACGUUUGUCUCUGAACAAUGAGCACGAUUGGCUGAAUGGUCAACUGUACCGUCAGCGAGAAUGAGAUUCAAAACGGAAGAAGAAGAGGAAAAACAGAAGCAAGGAAAAUGGAAAAAAGUAAACACUAGAGUGAUUAUAUUUGAAAUACAAAAUACAAUAAUUUUGAGUCUCUGGUACGAUAAUCCUACAUUUCCCACCUGGCAACGCUGAUCACAAAUCACAGUCUGCCUCAGAGGCUUUACAGCAGACGUAGUCUCUGUAAACAGAAUCUACAUUCAGUGAAUGUAGAGCCGUCAGUCCCAUUUUCAUUAUGUGAUAUGUCAAGAAGGCUGACAGGGAUAUUUUUUAUCAAGUUUGGCACAAAUGUUCACUUAGACUCAAUAAUGAACUGAUUAAAAUUUUGGUGGCCAAAGGUCAGUGCGACCUUGCAACCGUCUCAUUCAGGUGAACGGGAUAUCUCAAGAAAGCCUCGACAGAGUCUCUUUAAAUUUGACAUAAAUGUUUACUUGGACCUCUCAAGAAUUUGGGGUAAAGGUCAAGGUCACUGUGAUCUUUCUUCUGUCUCGUCCUCAUUAUCAUUAACGUGAUACCUCAAGAGGGCCUUGAGGGAGUUUCCUCAAAUUUGGCAAAAACGUCCACUGCAGGUAAUAAUUUGAUGGUCAAAAGUCGCUGUGACCUAGCAAAACAUGUUUUUGCCUGUAAUUCAAGAAUUCAUAUGAAGUGAUGGCAUUUUAUAUCAAAAAGGUCAAAGGUCAGCGUCACUGUGACAUCAUUAUAGUCUGCAAAAACACAUUUCUGGCCAUUACUAAAUGUCAUAUCAGAAGGGGGGGGCAGGCAGGCAUUUGGUCAGUGAUGAAUUGGUUACUCUAAUCUUGGAAGAUGUGAGUUAAGCAUCUAUGUUUUUACAGACGGAUGUGAACUAUACAUGCAAGUGAGGCGUACAACUGCAGGGCGGUAAUUCUAAUUUCAUGUUUUAAAUUGCGUGUUGUUUACGUCCAUGUUUACUAGCUGUUUGUUUUCUUUUAUACUGACUUUGUUGACGAAUUACUGUACUUCCUCUUGGUGCUACAAAUUAAACCAACAGCAGGAUGUGAAUCGUGAAAACGUUGUUCCGUAGCGCCACUAGUGGUCAAAAACUUCAUAGGAUACCUUUUGAUUAGCAAAGCCUGGGAGAGCAAAAAGAAGUACAGUUUCCUCAGGGGCUCAUGUCUUUUAAGAAACCUGUGAUUUUUGCACAAAACAAAUGAGAUAUAAAGUGUUAAUUUGUGAGCUUUCAAGGUGCUGGUUGGUGGAGUUUGAUAUAUCCAGACAGAGCCAGGCUAUCUUUAUGCUAAGCUAAGCUAACAGCUUGCUGGGCCGAGCCUCAUAUUUACCACACAGAAAUGACAGUGGAUCGAUCUUCUCAUCAAACUCUCAGCAGGAAAGCAAAUAAGUGUAUUUCCAAACUAUUCCUCAAACUUGAACCAGCCUGUAACACCGAGUCAUUUCAUGUCACAGGAGGUACAUCAUAUAAGUGUCCACAUCACACUGGUGACUGGUUUUUGGGUGGAUGUUCGUCACAUUGGAAACGGAGAGAGCAGGUCGGCGUAGUCAUGGUGUUGACUUUGGUAUAAAUGCUGGGUGCAAACAUCCCACAAUCCUUUGAGGGUAAAACUAAUGGAACCAUUAGGCACUUUAACUGCCCAGAUACCAUGACGUGCCUCACACGAGUCAAAUCAGCAGGAUUAUUCUAUGCACCCUCCGCACACAGACACACACACACUGGAGGCAGACGUACAGUGUGUGUGUGUCUGCAGUGUGUUUUUAACUGACAUCAGUCAUUUUAAUAAGUUACCUAAGGGAUCUGGUGCAGUGUGUUAGUGUUUUUUAACAGGUUUACUUGGAGCUUAAUUUUUUGGGGCCUGUAGCACAAAGCAAUCUGGACUCAGUCUGCCCUCUUUGAUUCUGGGUAAAUAAUAUCAUGAAGCUGGUUAUAAAACAACUCUGUCAGCGUUAGAGGCAAAGUUAUUUAUUCACUUAUUCUUGAGUAGUGAGAAAAAACGUUAUUUUUCAGGGUUCUGAUUUUUUUUUUAAAUAGAUUUUAAAAGAUCAAGUCUCGACUGUUAAACAUUGUUUUGGGUCAACCUCCCGGUGAUUUGAUUUUUAUACCUUCAAGCUGGCGAAAGUCAUAGCUGGAGGCAUCAUGUUUUUUACAUUGUCCAUCCAUUAUCUCACAAACACCUUGAGGGAAUUUUUUUUUUUUUAAUUUGGCAAAAACAUCCACUUGGACUCAAUGAACUUGGAAGUCAGAGAGCGUCUCAAAUCACAUAAUUCUGUUUGUACACUUUAGUGUUGUACACUAUGUACACUUCUUGUGUGGUGCACUUAUUUCAACAAGGUACUGUUGUCUCACAUCGUGCGCUGCCGUUUGGCCCUUACCAGAAGGGACAAAACGGUGACUUGCAAAUGGACGGUGCAGCAUUAUCGCCAACAUUUGACCGCUGUCUCUGCCCACACAUAAACCAAACUUAUGCCAUUACCACUGUAGCUAGCAGCAAGUUAGCUAGCUGGCAAAUGUUAAGCUUAUGUUACUACUUGCAUUAUUGUUCGCGGUACCAUCAGUACAGACCCAACAAACAUGACUGCUUGUGUUCGGCAACAGUUUUGGUACUCAGUGCAAAAAACGUGUAACGCACAGGCGUCUUGUUGUCCCCACUUGCUGUGUCAAAAGUUGAGAAGUUUGUGAUGUAGCUUCCACUACGUCACAAAGAUGGCAACCGAAGAGUAGUGUCCAUCAUUCCACACUCAACUUUUAGACCUAGAACUUUGUGCACUAAAAAUAUUAAGUGUUUUGUACAGAAGUCUGAGAUUUGAGACACACUGAAAGGCUGUGUCCUUGCCGCAGCAGCCGCAGCUUCGAUUCCAGCCCACGGCCUUUUGCUGCAUGUCAUCCCUCCUCUCCCUCCCCCUUUUCACACCUGAAAUGUCCCAUCACAUAAAGACAAAAGAGCCACACACACACACACACGCAAAGAAUUCAAAAGCUUAUUAUGACAAAAUUCUGAUUCUGAUGUGUGAUGACAUUUUAUAUUCAAAAGGUGAGAGGUCAGCUUCAGCAUGACAUCAUCAUGUUUUGCAAAAACACUUUUCUCAGUGUCAUAUCUCAGGAACAGAAGGGGAGACAUUUGGUCAGAUACUGAAUUAUUGUCGGGGGGGUGAUGUGUGUAAAGCAUCUGUGUUUUCACAGACAUGGAUGUAAAGUAUAACUGUGAGUCGACUGGUUCUCGGAGGCAUGAACCACGAGGGGGUUAUUCUAGUUUUAAAUGGUGGGCUUCAACAAAUAAGGCAGUGUGGCGCGUCUUGUGUUUUGCAGCUUAUCUUACAAAAAGCGCUCUGUCUGAUCGGGACCGAGUGGUGCAGUUACCAUGGUGAUCUGACGCGUUUAGAAGUGAACCAGCUUCAUGAUACCCGAGUUAAACCCACACUCAGCCAGCUAACACACUAAUCUAAUCAGGCUUGGUGCUACAGGCCCCCAGGUGUGUGCUUCUUUCUUUGUGUCACCUGGGGGAGCAAUAAAAAACAAAAUCUUCUCAGGGGACCUUAAUUUAAAAAAAAGAAAAAAAAAGAAAAGGUUGCCAGCACACAGUACAGUGUAAAUACUUGCUUGUACUUCUUACCACAGUGUGUGAUGAGUAUCAGUCAGAAAACUAGGAUCUUAACUAUCAACCCGUCCUUUGAAACACUUGUUCAGUUCUUAAAGUCAGUGGUAACAAAUCCACAGUGUCGAACCAGUGAACUCGUGCUCUUUUCUGUAUGUACAUGUGCAAUGGUGCCUGUGUGUCCUGUUAUACGUAGCGAGUGGGAUGUAAGAGAGACAAGAACACAGUCCUGUCUAACAGUAAUGAGUGUAUAUGAGAGAAAUGAAUGAAAAGACAAUGUUAAUAAAUGCAAUCACUGAUGUAGAAUCUAAUGUAAAAAAGAUUUUAUUUUCUGAACUUGAACAAAGAACUGUUAUCUUUAAAGUCCAGGCAAUAAAAUAAAAAAUGAAUACCUGA
This is a messenger RNA of Epinephelus fuscoguttatus (brown-marbled grouper), 6801 nucleotides long. Its product is annotated as 6-phosphofructo-2-kinase/fructose-2,6-bisphosphatase-like. Gene Ontology annotation, biological process: fructose 2,6-bisphosphate metabolic process; fructose metabolic process. NCBI's taxonomy places the organism in Eukaryota, Metazoa, Chordata, Actinopteri, Perciformes, Serranidae. Gene Ontology annotation, cellular component: 6-phosphofructo-2-kinase/fructose-2,6-biphosphatase complex; cytosol. The transcript is spliced from 14 exons. The coding region runs from base 241 to 1818 and encodes 525 amino acids. Gene Ontology annotation, molecular function: fructose-2,6-bisphosphate 2-phosphatase activity; ATP binding; 6-phosphofructo-2-kinase activity. The record is from RefSeq and is a predicted model, not a curated record.